Lactuca virosa is the source of this 810-nucleotide messenger RNA. NCBI's taxonomy places the organism in Eukaryota, Viridiplantae, Streptophyta, Magnoliopsida, Asterales, Asteraceae. The record is from the annotation of a GenBank genome assembly.
AUGUUUGUUUCAACAGAAUGGGGGAGUUGUAAUUGGGCAAUGAAAGCUGAUGGAAAAGAGAUGAAGAAAAUAAUCAUGGACGAGAGAAGUUUUUGGCCUAGUGUGGUGUAUUCUCUUAAAACCACAAAGCCACUUGUUGAAGUGUUGAGGAUUGUUGAUAGUGAUCAAUCACCGGCUAUGGCUUUAAUUUACGGUGCGAUGGACGAGUGCAAAGAAAAAAUUGCAAAGAACUUUGAUAAUGAAGUCUCUUCUUAUAAAGAGAUUUGGGAUAUCAUUGAUGAAAAAUGGGAACAUCAAAUGCAUCGGGAUUUGCAUGCGGCUGCCUACUACUUGAAUUCUCAAUUUAGAUGGAGUCCUAACGUUUCCCAGCAUCCAGAAAUUAAGAGAGGAUUGUACAAUGGCAUGGACAUAUUAAUUAAGAGUAAUGAUAUUUAUAUGAAGAUUGAAGCUCAACUCGAUGACUACAAAUACAAAAAAGGAAUGUUUGGAUGUAGAGCUUCUUUGAAUUCAUAUAUAAAGCGUGUCCUUGUCACAUGGUGGGGCCAUUAUGGAGAUGAAGUUCCAGAACUACAUGCCUUUGCGACGAAGAUAUUGGGUCUUACUUGUUCGACAUCGGCAUGUGAACGUAACUGGAGUACGUUUAAUCAAGUUCAUACAAAAAGAAGAAACCGCUUGAGCACCGAUAGGAUGAAUAACGUGGUGUACAUCAUGUACAAUAAGAAAUUGAAGCAAAAGUUUAUCAGGAAGACUAACCUAAAAGAGUCUGAUGAUCCAUUAGUUGUUGAUGAGGUGUUGUCUGAUGAUGAGUAG